Molecule: messenger RNA, 1281 nt
Organism: Trichophyton benhamiae CBS 112371
Lineage: Eukaryota; Fungi; Ascomycota; Eurotiomycetes; Onygenales; Arthrodermataceae
Product: LPS glycosyltransferase, putative
Exons: 3
Coding region: 1-1281 (426 amino acids)
Source: RefSeq, a predicted model, not a curated record
AUGCUUCUCUUUCAACAGACAAAGCUUCUCAACAAGAAAUUACUGCUGCUUGUUGCGGCGGGGAGCCUGGUAUUCUUUACUGCGCUUUUAUUUACCCUCCAUCGACCCGGAUACUGGAGAAACUCCCGGACUGCUGGCCCUUAUACUCAACAAAAGGACGUUGACAAUCUGAAUGAUGUUUUCAAUUCUACUCUCGGAUUUGAGCGAAUAUAUGUUGUUAAUCUCCCCUCACGGACUGACCGGCGUGAUGCCAUUGUGUUGCUGGCUGCUGUCACUGGCAUCAAACUCCACUGGGUUGACGGUAUUAGGGGGGAGAACGUUGUGGAUAAGGCCUUACCACCACCUGCAACACACCAGUAUUUCAAGGCUGCAAAUAUUGGGAGCUGGAGGGGUCAUCUCGAUGCACUUUCAGAGUAUAGCCCAGCCCCCCCCCCCCCCCCCCCCUCCAACUGCACAACUUUGAUAUUUGAGAUAUCUAGUAUUGUGGAAAACAAUAUAAAUACUGCCCUGAUAUUUGAGGAUGAUGCAGAUUGGGAUAUACGCAUCAAAUCACAGCUUAGGGAUUUUGCACUUGCCUCCAGGGCUCUGGUCCAGCCCCUUUCAGGGGGAGAGCAUCUUGCGUAUGCGGACCCAACCUUCCUUGAUCCUAGAAAUUCUCCAGGAACGCUGAAAGAAAUCCAUAUAAACAACGAUACUAUCCCGCCUGUGAAUUCUCCCUAUGGAGAUAAUUGGGAUAUACUGUGGCCAGGCCAUUGUGGAGUAAAUUUUCCAGACCCUGCUCUUCGGGAUGUUGGAAAGGAUAUACCUAAGGGUCGAGUUAUCCAAAGGAAUGACCCCACGGUCCCCGAACAGAAGCAUCUCGUGCUCUUCCCGGGAAAUGAAGAGUUUAAAACAGUAUUUCCACCGCAUACAAGGGUGUUCCACCACGCAAUGACGCCCGUUUGCUCCCUUGUGUACGGCGUGACCCAGAAAUCGGCACGGAGACUCCUAUAUGAAUUUGGCGUGAAGAAGUUCAAUGCCCCUUACGAUCUUAUGCUCCGGGAUGCAUGUGAGGGUAUCCAAGGCCGUGUCAGAAAUAUUUGUGUGACAGUGCAGCCGCAACUGUUUAACCAUCACCGUCCAGCAGGGAAUGGUAGCCAUCUCAGUGACAUCGCAGUGCAUAAAGGUGAGAUGAUCGAACAGGCCUCUACUCAAAUGAUCCGAUGGAGCACGAGUUUGAAUCUCCCAAAACUUAUCUCGGGCGAUACAAACUAUGAUGAGCAGUAUCCGGAUAGCAACUAG